AUGGCAUCACAGCAAAAUUUUCUCGGGUCAUCACCUCUUCCUAAGAAAAGACAAUCACCAGGAAGAUCCUUGCAAGGCGGAUUUUUCAAUGAUUACGAUGAAGAGACAUACUUCGAAGAAUUUCAGGAAAUUUCUCGAAGGCAACUGACAAACCAAACGGUCAGCACCAAAGUGCCUGAAGAGAGCCUCUUCAGAGAUCAAGCCCCGAUUCACUGUAUAAAAGAAGAGUUCAAGUCGAAAAAUUUGGACAACAUCAAUAGGACGGAUCAUCAAGAUGGAUACAUCGAGGAGGAAAUAUUGGAAGAAGACCCUUCAAUCUUAGCCCGACGGGCCGAGAUUGGCGCAUCGGAGUCCAGACAAAAAUAUGUGGACAUAUUUUCAAGCCCGUCGACAGCAUCGUCAAUUAUAAUAAAAAAUCCUCAAUUCAAGAGCCCAGAAAUGUCCAAGUCAAACGAGAAAGCUGAAUAUGCAGCUACGAGACACAUUUAUAAUUUUGUCGACGCGUUACUAGACAAUCCCGCUAUGUAUGACUUUGUGAUGGAUGGUCUUCGAGAAGUGUGUUUAGCAGAGGGCAGCCAUCACAUCCCAUCCUUCUUGGAAAGCCUUUUAACAAAAAUCCCCGACACUGAAGGCAAUUUUUUCUUCUUCAAAACUCGUGCUACUGCCAUUAUGCUAAACAACUGA
Molecule: messenger RNA, 684 nt
Organism: Oikopleura dioica
Lineage: Eukaryota; Metazoa; Chordata; Appendicularia; Copelata; Oikopleuridae
Source: the annotation of a GenBank genome assembly